GGCAAUGAGUCGGGCGAGUAGAAAUGUGGUGGAUAUUAGGCAGACGGAAUAGAAAGAACGGGGUCUUGCAUUCGGUGAAGUUGCUCCUGCCGCCAGGCCAGUGUGGAAAAAGGCUCCCAGUCUCAAGAUGUGGGAGGAGCCGGGGAAUUCCGUUACUUUGUUGUGCCUUACGGCCAGUAGCGGAGUGCCCUUAUACUGUAGGAGCCGGGGAGGGUCUACCAAGCAGCAGUUACCCUUUUCGGUAAUUGGCUCCCUGAAUGGGGUUCAUAUGUUUGGCUCCAAUUUAGAUGUCCAGCUGAUAGCAGCCCGUACAGAGAAUACUCAUGUGGUAUGGAAAGUGUUUCACAAUAGCAUCACCCUCAUUGUCCUGUCCUCAGAAGAAGACGCCAGUGACUUCAGUCUUGGAAGGCUUCUUGAGAAUGUUUUUAGUGCCAUGGUGCUAGUAUUGGGCCUGGAGGAACUAACAAAUGUUCGCAACAUUGAACGCCUCAAAAAGGAUCUAAAGUCAUGUUAUAAACUGAUUGACAGUUUCCUGGAGCCAGGCAAAAGCUGUGCUGACCUGACGCAGUGUGUGGAAUGCACUGUGAUGCCCUCCAGAGCAAUUCUGCAGGAAUGUUUAGAAGCCUUUGCCUCUGCUGCAGAAUCCCGGUUUGGUUGCCUGCUUGUGGGGGGUCGUGUCCUGUGUGCAACUGAACAGUGGUGGCAGCUUGCAGCCCCAGAGGCCAUGCUGCUGGUGUGGCUGAUACGCUCCCUUCCUCCACAUACUUCCCGCGAUCUGCCUGUUUACCUUCCCCAAGGCAGUCCCACGGUUCCCCACCGUUUCCUGACUUUUCAGCUGGUGCCUGAUUUGGAAGUAGUGCUGCUCUGUGGACCUAAUCCCUCCUUACAGUGCCUGGCUGAUGAGCUAGUGAAGCAGUUUUGGCAACCACUGCUGGAUCUGCUGAAGGCAACUGCCAGAGGCCCUGCUAGAUGCCUACCUCCUGGUAUUGUGCUUUCCCCUGGUAUCCUGGGGAUACUGCUAAUUAAUCAAGACCAAAAGAAAAGUCUCUUUACAGUGCAUCCUCAUGGGGCUUCAACUGAAGGAUCUGAAAUGUCCAUGAAGAAUCGGCUCUGUGCCCUCCGUUCUUUCUAUGCUUUAGCGAUUUCCUUAUACUUUCCUUGUGAGAAGCAAGAAGAAAACACAGUCCCUCUGCAGGAGGAUUUCCAUGCUGGUUUUUCCCACUGUCCUCAGCACUGUUACACGGUCUACACUACGCACAAAGCCUACGCUAUCCACGGGAGGCAGCGCCAGCUCUUCCUGGUCUUGAAGUCUGAUGUGCCUACCUUUGCUUUACGAUCCUUGGCAGUCAGCACACUACAGGCUCUCACAGCUGAGGAUCCAGCCUUUUGAGUUGAUCUUGCUGAACUGUGAUGAAAUUCGGGGUGGUGAGCUGAAGCCCCUCAGUGUGGCUAGAAUGACAUUUUUUCAACCAAAUUUUGUGGUGAAGUUUUCUCUGUGCAAAUGACGAUUAGGCUGCAGAGGAGCCCGACUUUGUGGGAGCACUUUCAGAAACAAGAGAAACUUAGUAAUUCAGUGCAAUUCCAUUCUUCUUCCAUCCUCUUACAUAAGUAGGAGACAGUAGGGCUAGCAACGGCUGCAAGUGAUGACUAGUUUUGUCUUUGGUUUCUACUCUCCAUUUGUUUAACAACAACGCUGGUA
Messenger RNA from Candoia aspera, 1699 nucleotides. RefSeq names its product fuzzy planar cell polarity protein (gene FUZ). The transcript has 11 exons. Gene Ontology annotation, biological process: non-motile cilium assembly; vesicle-mediated transport. The record is from RefSeq and is a predicted model, not a curated record. The coding region runs from base 128 to 1390 and encodes 420 amino acids. NCBI's taxonomy places the organism in Eukaryota, Metazoa, Chordata, Lepidosauria, Squamata, Candoiidae.